AUGGACACGGAAGGGCACUCGUUGCCGUCGGCGUCGUGCGGCGACGGCCGGAAGAGGAGAGUCUGCUACUACUACGACCCGGGCGUCGCCAACGUCGACUACGGCGCCAACCACAACAUGGUGCCCCGCCGCGUCGCCAUGGCGCACGCCCUCGUCGAAAAGUACGGCCUGCUCGCCGACAUGGAGCGCCUCCGCGUCAGGCCCGCCACCGAGGCCGAACUGCGCGCCUUCCACGACGACGCCUACGUCCGCCUCCUCCGCGACAUCACCCCGGACGCCUACCACGACGGCGACCUCCGGGAUAGGGCCAGGGCGUGCGGCGUCGGCGUGCCGGACACCGACGAGACCGACGCCAGCGCAUACGACAACCCCGCCAUCGACGGCCUCUGGGACUACUGCCUCCGCUACGCCGGCGGGUCGCUCGCCGCCGCGCGCGCGCUCGCCGACGGCUCCUCCGACAUCGCCAUCAACUGGUCCGGCGGGAUGCACCACGCGUGCCGUGGCAAGGCCAGCGGCUUCUGCUACGUCAACGACAUCGUGCUCGCCAUCCAGGAGCUCCUGAAGCACUUCGAGCGCGUGCUCUACGUGGACAUCGACGUGCACCACGGUGAUGGCGUGGAGGAGCACUUCAAGAGGGAGAGCCGGGUGAUGACGGUUUCGUUCCACCUCUACGACAUCGACCGCGACGUCAAGCCCUUCUUCCCGGGCACCGGCAAGGUCGAGGACGUCGGCGAGGGCGAAGGCAAGUACUACACCCUGAACGUGCCCAUGAAGGCGGGCAUGGACGACGAGAGGUACCAGCAGCUGUUCAGGCCGAUCAUGGACGAGGUCAUGGAGAAGUUCGUCCCGGACGCCGUGGUGCUGCAGUGCGGCGCCGACUCGCUCUACGGCGACAGGCUGGGCGAGUUCAGACUGUCCGUGAAAGGCCACGCCGGCUGCGUCAGCUACCUCCGUAGCUUCAACGUGCCGCUGCUCCUCCUCGGCGGCGGCGGGUACACCGUCAACCAUGUGGCCUCCUGCUGGUGCUACGAGACGGCGGUCGCCGUGGGCAAGGAGAAGGAGAUCUCCGACGAGAUACCCUUCCACGGCUACGAGCACUAUUACAGGGACCAGGGCUACAAGCUACAUUUCACGGUGCCGAAGAAGAACGGCAACAAGAAGGAUGACUUAAUCGAUAAGAUAAAGCAGGAUGCCCUCAUGAACCUGGCCAUGCUCAAGCCACCGCCGACGACCGUAGGGGAGCACCGGCCAAGCAAAAGACAUGCCAUCAACGUCAAGGCCCACUAUGACCAGAACCAGGACAAGGAGGCAAAGAAGUACCGGUGCCGCAGGGAAGACGACGACCCCAUGGAGAGGCUGCACCGGCUCUGCGGCGAGGCGGACCGCUACGAUUUCUUCACUGAGCUGGGGAAGAGAAAGAUGUCUGGGCUAGUAAAUACUACUCCCUCCGAUUGA
This is a messenger RNA of Triticum dicoccoides, 1455 nucleotides long. RefSeq names its product histone deacetylase 19-like. NCBI's taxonomy places the organism in Eukaryota, Viridiplantae, Streptophyta, Magnoliopsida, Poales, Poaceae. Gene Ontology annotation, biological process: epigenetic regulation of gene expression. The coding region runs from base 1 to 1455 and encodes 484 amino acids. The transcript has a single exon. Gene Ontology annotation, molecular function: histone deacetylase activity. The record is from RefSeq and is a predicted model, not a curated record. Gene Ontology annotation, cellular component: nucleus.